UGCCCGACAGCCAGCAACUGGCACUGUGUUUCAGUCAAUGGACAGAGCUCAAUCAACCCCAGAUCUCCAGUUCUAUUAUGGAUCUUUGUAACUCCAUAUUUAAUAGCAUGCAGAUAGCUGAGGAAAAUAGCAAGGAAAUAUAUAAAAGAUUUUUAUUUCACUACUCAAGAGCUCAAGAUUCAGCAUAUCCACUUAAAAAUGGGGAACAAAUUGCUACUGCAGAGUUUACAAAGAAGGAUAGUCCUGGUACCAUGGGACGACCCUUUUUUCUUUUCAGGCCUCGAAAUGGAAGAACUAUUGAAGAUGGUGGAAUGUAGGCCAUCCAGAAGAUUUCCAUGGAGCAUGAAGUUAACGGGGCGACUGCUCAGCCCAUAAUCAGACUUGAUUUAUACAAGGAAAAUAAACUAUAGACUAUUUGGGCUGAAACCUAUUCCACUUAUUAAGUGAUAAAUUCACUAAGACACCUAAAUGUGAUCCUAUUCCACCCUGCUUGAGCUUUUGAAAAACCGCUAAUCCAUCUACUUUUAAAUUAUGGCAUCAUCUUAGCUAGCACACUAAUAAAUAACAAAAAGCAGCAAGGAAGAAAAAGAAACCCUACAUUACGUUAAUAGUUUUUCAAGGACAAAAUAGGAUGGAAUAGGAUUGUACUUAGGUGCCUAAAACCACUUAGGCACCUAAUAGGUAGAAUAGGAUCU
Molecule: messenger RNA, 695 nt
Organism: Alligator sinensis (Chinese alligator)
Lineage: Eukaryota; Metazoa; Chordata; Crocodylia; Alligatoridae
Gene: NMS
Product: neuromedin S
Exons: 9
Coding region: 78-317 (79 amino acids)
Source: RefSeq, a predicted model, not a curated record